Messenger RNA from Pneumocystis jirovecii RU7, 636 nucleotides. RefSeq lists its product as uncharacterized. The coding region runs from base 1 to 636 and encodes 211 amino acids. The record is from RefSeq and is a predicted model, not a curated record. The transcript has a single exon. Lineage: Eukaryota; Fungi; Ascomycota; Pneumocystomycetes; Pneumocystales; Pneumocystaceae.
AUGAUAGACGUGCAACUUGAUGCAAAUGAAAAGGCGCGUUUGCGUCGUAAAGCAAGACAAGAAAAGAUUUUGGGACAUGAAUCAGAGCGUUUGACGAAAAUUAUGCAAGUUUCAUACCCCAGAUCUGCUUCAGAGACAAAAAAAGCGUCAGUUUCCCGUGAUGUAUUCUCAAAAACAGCAAACCAAAAAGAUGAUGAAUUUUCCGGGUCCUAUGGACAAAACGUGCUUGGAAAUCCACUGUAUCCUGGAGACGAUCCUUCUUUUGAUACAAAUAUGCUCGAUAUAAUGUCUUUUUUCGAAAAGAAUACUUCAUUUCUUCCAAAAGAUUUUUCGGAACCUGUAUUUCGUAUAUUUGCUCCGUUUUUAAAGAGUAUGUUUUUUUCAUACACAGAAAAUGGAUCCUUUCGGUCUCCAGACAACCCAGCCUCUUCUCCAGACUCUUCUGAGCCUAUUAUUGGCAUUUCUGUUGGUGAAAAAUGGUGGAAAAGAAUACAUUUUGUAUGGAUGGUAUUUUUUCUUUUUAAAGUCGUGCUAGGCCAUACCGGAUUCCUGGGGACGCUUGACGACCGAUUGUCACAUACUAUGGGGCAGGUAGGCUGUAUUUCUCCCCAAUUACCCUGCUCAGCGUCAUUUUAG